This is a messenger RNA of Puntigrus tetrazona (Sumatra barb), 2802 nucleotides long. RefSeq lists its product as uncharacterized. The record is from RefSeq and is a predicted model, not a curated record. Gene Ontology annotation, biological process: regulation of transcription by RNA polymerase II. Gene Ontology annotation, molecular function: RNA polymerase II cis-regulatory region sequence-specific DNA binding; DNA-binding transcription factor activity. Lineage: Eukaryota; Metazoa; Chordata; Actinopteri; Cypriniformes; Cyprinidae. The transcript is spliced from 4 exons. The coding region runs from base 365 to 1951 and encodes 528 amino acids.
AUGUUCGCUUCAGGAAGUGCUUCCACUCCUGUUGUAGGACGAGAGCAUGUUUUGGGAUGAGCGUCGACGUUCCGUUUAUCGUUUACGUUACAUUGUUUAAAUAUCACAGUUAAAGGAGAACAAUAAGAGCGUCAGUUAAGAGAAACACAAGAACAGCUCUCGCUAGCUUUGGCUGGCAAGUGUAAAGACUAAUGCAGAUUUGACAAAACUAAAAGAUGGUUCGAAAACGCAUCAACAACAUGAUGUGACAAUUCGUCUAACAAGGAGCUGGAGGCCUUUGUAGCUUGUUUACUUAGAAAGUUAGAAAAGGCUAGACUGUUCACGGUCGGUUUAAGGCGUUUUGUUGAUCUCUUUACUCGUCAGUAUGUCCGAAAUCAUACACUCGUUUCAGUCGCAGCUGUCUGGGGUCAUGGAGACCGUUUUUAAAGCUGCCAUAUUUGAGAUCACCCGUCUCGUGGAGGACAGUUUCGUGAAGGAAGUGUCCCGCAGUCGAGAGCAGGUGGAAACCCUGAAGAAGAGGCUCCAGUGGAGCGAGACCAGACGGAAAAAUCAAGAGACGAGUGCGAGGGGUCUGAGGUGCGCAGUGUGCGACAAAGCCCGUGUUUGUGAGGAGGCGAAACAACUGGCACCACAAUCAGAAAAUGAACGCAGCCUCAAACAGGAGAAAGUACCAGAUGGGAACUGGGCAAGCUGUGAGUUGGAGUCCGACACGCUUUUGGUAAAAGAGAGAUUAGAAGACCAAACCAGCACCAGCAAUACAGCAGAGUCUACAAGCACAGAGGUCAGGAAACUGGACUGCGUAUUAAAAGAGGAGACCCUUUAUGUCACUGACGCUAAUAAAGAGUUUCAGGAUGAGUGGGCGUUGGAUACCGAAGGAGCCGAGACGUCAGAUUUUUCAGCCCACAGUUACAGCGAGCAGGAGCUGCAGCAGAUUCAGGAAGAGUGGAGCUCCGGACUUGAUCAGACCGCUGACAGUGAAGCUUACGCCGACAUCGCAGACGUCCAGGGCCUGACUUAUCGGACGCGCUAUGACGCAGAAGCGCUGGCAAGCUACAGUGUGCAUGAACUGGACAUGGGAGAUCUGGACGGUCUCGGAGAAAGAACUGAAGAUAUGUUGGGUAAUUCAGUUUCGGUUGCAGUUGGGCCUGAUCAAAAUGACCUAGACCAAGAAGGUGGGAGACAUCCCAGCUCUUCCAUCAAGAGUAAGAGAGGAAAUCGAGGCUCUUUACCUGUGCAUGUAAGCCCUGAGACGGAAAACGUGGAUCGUGACAUGCACUGUUUACUUAUUAAUGCAGACGGCCACUUGCAAGACAUAAAUUCCUUCACAGAAGUUCCAAGCGGGGUUGCAGGAGGUGCUGGACAUAGAGGACACUCACUGUAUGUUGGGGACACAUCUAGUGGUUCGCUUUAUAAAGGCCAUCCAUUGAAUCACUCUGUGAAACCCAGUGUUGGACAUGCGUUAGGAGACGGCAGGGCUUCUGCAAAAGCCUUCCCAGUUUCCCACCGAGCCGGUUCAAAUGCUGCAUUCACUUGUAACCAGUGCGGUAAGAAGUUCACUCAGGCCUGCAACCUAAAAGUGCACCAGCGUGUCCACCAGAGGGACGGUCUUCACUUGUGCAGCCACUGUGGGAAAGGAUACUCGUCCUUUAGCGACCUGCGAAGGCACAGAUGCAGUCAGACUGGAGACAAGCCCUACACCUGCACGCUGUGCGGGAACAAAUUCAGCCGACUCUGGAACCUGAAGCUGCAUCAGCGUAUUCAUACACAGGAGAAACCACACAAGUGCACCAUGUGCAGUAAGAGCUUCACCCGGGCCGACAUCUUGAAAGUCCAUCAACGUACUCACACAGGAGAAAGACCGUACUGCUGCGGUGUCUGUGGACUGAGCUUCAAACGACUGGAUCAUCUCAGGUCACAUCAGCGCAAACAUAGCGCUGACCAGAAUCCAUAAGGAAAAAGUUCACCGCACAACCUUAGAGCUGUUUUGACUUAAACUGCUAGGAGGUCAUAAUCCACAAAUUGUUGUAGGGCCAUAAAUCAUAACAUUGUUCCUGUAGAACAGGGGUGCCCAAUCUUGCUCCUGGCGAUCGAGCGCCCUGCAAAGUUUAGCUGCAAGUCUAAACACACCUGAAGCAACUAAUUACGAUCUUCCAGAUCGCUUGAAAAUUAAGGGUGUUUUUUUAAUUGGAGUUGAAGCUAAUCUUUGCAGGACAGUCAAUCUCCAGGAGCAGGGUUAGGCAUUUCUGCUGUAGAAGCUCCCAUUAUAGUUAUGUAUUCUAUAUAAUUUACAUAGUUUUUCUGAAAGGGAUAGUUCAUCCAAAAAAUUAUAUUCAUUAUUCUUUGUGGUAGUUGAAGUCCUGUAUGAUGUUCUUCUGUGGAACAUAAAAGAAGGGUUUUUUUCGUCUAUAUAAUCCGUCUUUUGUUUAGCAAAAGAAAUGAAGUAAAACAAGUAAAUGACAGAAUAUUUAUUUUUUGGUGAACUAUGCCUAGAAUUAUGGAUAAUGUGGCCAUCUUUGCAUCGAUUAAAAGUUUGAAAAUUGUUUACUUGUGAUGUAGAGUGGCCAUAGAUCGUCACUUUCAUGCUCUUUAGAGCCUUAUUGUCUGUCAAGAUCAUUUUGAAAAAUACAUUUGUUUCGGUUAAUUUUAAUAACUAAAUAUUUUAAUCAAUUUGUUCAGAUAUGCAAUGUGUGUUACAUCAUGCAAUAUCAGUCCAUUUUCAGCUUUCUGCUUCAGUGAUACAUAGUCAAAAGUCUUUUAAAAGCUUUAUCCUGUUGUUGGCUGAUUAAAUCCUCCAGCUGUCAA